Messenger RNA from Plodia interpunctella (Indianmeal moth), 1633 nucleotides. It is a transcript of the gene wbl, whose product is annotated as windbeutel. The record is from RefSeq and is a predicted model, not a curated record. Gene Ontology annotation, cellular component: endoplasmic reticulum lumen; endoplasmic reticulum. NCBI's taxonomy places the organism in Eukaryota, Metazoa, Arthropoda, Insecta, Lepidoptera, Pyralidae. Bases 233 to 985 code for a protein of 250 amino acids. Gene Ontology annotation, biological process: protein secretion. The transcript has 2 exons.
ACUACAUGUCCGUCGAGUCGAACGUCAGUGUCAAACAAAUGGAUAAAAGUAUGGAAUGGAAAUCACAGGAAAUUUGAAAAAGAAGGUCAUUAUUUGUGGAUACUUGCUCAACUUUUUUAUUGGUUAUUUUAUCGGUUUAGUGAAACUACAUAACUAGGAUAUCGCAAUACUGUUACCUACUCAAAAUAUAACACAUAUCGUAGCAUUGUUCGCUUUUACUCUGCAACAGACAAUGAACCGGCUUUUGCUCCUAUUUGUUUUCAUAACAGCGCCUUCCAGCUACACCGCUUCCACGUCAAGUUCUGGAUCGGUCGAGUUGGACGAGCUGUCGUUUAAUAAAAUCACUAAUAAAUUUGAAGCCUCGCUGGUGAAAUUCGACGUUGCGUUUCCAUAUGGUGAUAAACACGAUGCUUUCGUGGCCCUCGCAAAAGACGCUAAAGAUGUGGAUGAACUAUUGAUAGCAGAAGUUGGUGUAAAAGAUUAUGGCGAGAAGGAAAAUGAAAAGUUGGCGCUGAAGUAUGGGGCAACCAAAGAUAAUUUUCCUGUUGUAAAACUGUUUGUAAAAGGCAGAAGCGAGCCGCUAUCGUUUGAUGACUCCAAUGGUUUCACUACUGCUGAACUCAGAAAGUUUAUUCGUAAAAACACUGGUUUGUACCUAAGCCUACCAGGAUGUGUUAAAAGCUUGGACAAGCUUGCUCUUAAAUUUGUAAAUGCCAGAGGUGAUGAAGAUAGAAAGAAAAUAUUGAUAGAGCUGGAGCAGGAACUUAACAAAUUAUCAAAUAAGGAUGCUGUCUCUGGAAAAGUCUAUAAAACUAUUAUGUCCAAAGUCUUAGAGCGAGGUGAUGGAUUCAUCAAAACUGAAAAUGAAAGGCUCAACAAGCUACUCAGCGGCAAAGUAUCUGAGGAAAAGAAGAAGGAGAUAGGAAUUAGGACAAAUAUCUUGCAAGCAUUCCAACCUGCUGAUGGACGUAAAGAUGAACUGUGAUUAUUAUAUUUGUUUUAAAAAGUAAUUAAUGUGACAGUUAUUAUAUCUAAGUUUUCUUAGUCAAAUUAUAUGUUUUGAUAGAAUGGAUCAUGAAGUAAAUAUUAUGUCCUGGAUAGGGCAAUUAUGUCUUCACAGAAAUGAAUAACAUUCCAUUUUUGCAUAACUGCAUAAUUCAUAGAUUGCACAACCAGUGAGUGCUUACACACACUCACUUAUGCCCCAUUAAUUCCUACUCAGGCCCCACAUUUUUGGGAGCUCUGUGCACAAAAUUUUGUUAAGGCACUUGAUUACAUAAUACUGGAUAUUCUGUAAUAUGCACCUACAUUAUAUUUGUUGUUACUUUUAUUUAAUUAGAAGUAUCAAUGCACAAAUAAAUAUACGACUAGUAAAAAUGCACUGUGUUCUAUACAAUACCAAAGUAGGUUUAUAACAAAUGAAAAGCCCAAUAUGCAAGCGCUUAUUAUUCAUAAUAAUAAAAUAUGUAUGAUUCCUCAUCACAGAUUUUAUUUCUCAAAUUUAUUUAUUUAUUUGAAAAGGUGCGUUUCCGAAUUUUAAUGAAACAGAUUCUUUACUUGGUAUAAAUUAUUUUGGUAUUAUAUACAUGGCAUAUUUUUGCUUGGGUUUUUAAAAAUAAAAGUGUGGAUCAUA